AUGGCGCCAACGCACGUCCUGCUCGAGUCUGCGAGCGGAUAUGCCGUUUUUCAGUCAAAGUUAUACGAGGAGAUUGGUUCAAGGACAGGAGAAGUCCAAAAAUCGAUCAACGACUUUGCAAAGUUUUCGAAAAUGGUCACUCUCAUCUCGUUUCUGCCCUUUAAAAGUGCAGCGCAUGCUCUCGAGAACGCCAAUGAUAUUUCCGAAGGCAUCCUCAACGACCAUUUACGCUCGCUCUUGGAAAUGGUAUUGACACAGUCGAGUGCAAAGAACAAGAUUGUCCUCGCUGUAGCCGACAAGACGCUCGCGACCUCGAUCAAGACGGCGCUGGGCAUCCAAUGCGAAAUUGACGAGGGACUCGACCUGAUCCGCGGCGUACGUCUGCAUGCGGAUCGACUCCUCAAGGGACUUGAAGCCGGCGACAUUGAAAAGGCGCAAUUGGGCCUCGGCCACAGCUACUCGCGCGCGAAAAUCAAGUUUAACGUCAACCGGUCGGAUAAUAUGAUCAUCCAGGCAAUUGCGCUCCUCGACCAGCUUGAUAAAGACGUGAAUACGUUUGCGAUGCGCGUCCGCGAGUGGUAUGGGUACCAUUUCCCCGAACUCGUCCGUCUCGUCGCAGAUAAUCACCAGUAUGCGCGUGCGGCCAAGUUUAUUGGCUCCAAGGACACGUUGACUGAGGAAAAGUUGCCCGACUUGAUCGAGAUUGUUGGCAACGACGAGGUCGUGGCCAAGAACAUUUUGGACGCUGCCAGAACUUCGAUGGGUGGCGAGCUCAGUGAUGUGGACAUGAUUAACAUUUCCAUGUUUGCCGAGCGUGUCAUUUCACUCGCAGAGUACCGAAAGAGCUUGACGGCCUAUUUGGCGGAAAAGAUGAACCAAGUCGCACCGUCGUUGACGGCGUUGAUUGGAGAGCGUAUUGGAGCGCGUCUCAUUAGCCAUGCGGGUAGCUUGACAAAUCUGAGCAAGUAUCCCGCCAGUACUGUCCAAAUCCUUGGUGCGGAAAAGGCGCUGUUCCGAGCGUUGAAAACCAAGGGAAAUACACCAAAGGCAUGUAAAUAUGGACUCAUCUAUCACUCGUCGUUCAUCGGCAAAGCUGGUCCAAAGUUCAAGGGUCGCAUUUCUCGUUUCCUCGCCAAUAAACUUUCUAUCGCCUCGAGGAUAGAUUGCUUUGCAGACACACCAUCUGCCAAAUUUGGAGAAGCUCUCCGCGAGCAGGUGGAGGAGCGACUAAAUUUCUUCGAGAACUCUGACACCAUGCGUAAAGUCCUCGAAGCUCUGGCCGACGAACAGGGUUCAGACGAGGAAAUGGCACCUGCUGUACCGGUAAAAUCCAAAGAGAAAAAGUCCAAAGAGGGCAAACGAAAACACAAGGAGCUCGAAGACGCGAUGGAAGUCGACGGUGGCGCAGAGGAGCAACCUGUCAAGAAGAAGAAGAAAAAGAGCAAAGAAGACAAGGGUGAAUCGAGGGAACAAAAGGAUAAAGAGAAACGACGAGAAAAGGAGAAGCAUGUCGAUGUCUUUGACGAGCCGGUCGCUGAAAAGAAGAAGAAGAAGAAACGUGUAGAAUGA
This is a messenger RNA of Serendipita indica DSM 11827, 1569 nucleotides long. Lineage: Eukaryota; Fungi; Basidiomycota; Agaricomycetes; Sebacinales; Serendipitaceae. The record is from the annotation of a GenBank genome assembly.